GCCCCGGUCAUUCCACCAUCCCAAGCUGCCAAACUUGACGCCAGUCCAGCAAAGAGCGCCAUUCGCACCCGUACAGCAUCCCCUGAGCGUCGAUCAGAAGUGCCAGAGGCUGCUCCAACUCCAGGUCCGAAGAACCAACCCCUCGAUCUCGAGUUCAGUUCUGAGCCACGUAAUACUGUCACUCCGUCCUUGAGAUCUCGCCGUGGACAGACGAUCACCAACGCAGUCACGUCUCCCCGCAAGCAACCCACGACCAACUGGCUUGACAACAUCCCCAAUCUCGCAAACAUUGAGUCUCAAGGUAGCGCAACUCAAGCUCAAUCCCCACCCAAGAUGUUGAGUCUCCUCGGUUCUAGUGCCGGUGAUAGCAAGGCCUUGGCUACCAUCAGCGAGAAUGAUCCCUUUGUUGGUCCCCCCCGCUCCCGUGCAGCAACCGUCCACAACAACCCAUUUGCACCGAAGCCUCAGGCGAGCCCAUAUGCUCCUGGUAGCCGUCUCAUCGGCCCUCCUUCGGGUCCCAGCCCACAUCUUCGUGCUUUGACCAGUGGUGGUUCUCGCUUGCCGAGUCUUGAGGAGGCCCUUGACCCGAACAACUUUCCGUUCAUUGAGAUGUGUAGAUUGGGUAGAGAGGAAACUUUUGGCGUCAUCAAGAUCAAGAAUAUCCCUUAUGGUGUCACUCGCCCAGAGAUUCUUGCAUUCCUUGGUCGCAAUGCGCGUAUCAUCAAUGAACAAGAGUACGAGCCAGUUCAUAUCGUCAUGGAGCGUGUUACCAGCAAGACCCUUGACUGUUAUGUCGAGUUCAUCAACUUGAACGAGGCUGUUAAUGCUGUCAAUCGUUUCGAGACCAAUCGUGCUGGCAAUAGGGGCGGCAGAUUGGGAUCACGCCAUGUUGAAUGCGAGCUCUCUAGCCAGGAGCAGUUGAUGAAGGAUCUCUUCCCCAAGGCAAAGAAUGUUGCGUGGCAGGGUUCCAGACCUAUUAUCAUCCCCAAUGAUCCGAACGACCGCUACAACUCAGGAUUUCAAGGCUUCAUCAGCAAGGAGGAGUUGGUUAUGUUGGUGAAGCAUGUCGAAGCUCCUCAACGCUCUCCGUUCUCCAAGGAAUGCCCUCAGCGUCCAUUCGAGUGUCUUAUCAGCACGUUGUUGAAGUAUCCUUGGUACAUGGUUGAUCACAUCACCAUCAAUGACCGAUAUUUGCUUCACAAGGCAACCAUUGAACUUAUCAAACUCCUGAAGGAGAGAAUUGACAGUGAAACUGAUCCGGUCAAUCUCAACAACCAGCUCUUCAAGAGAGUUUGGCGUGCAGCAUUGAAGUGCCCCGGCUUCACCCCGUGCAUGAAGGACGAUGUCGUCUAUGUCUGUGACAUUGAUGAUAGCACUGCACUUGAACUUGGUGUCGCUCCCUAUGCGGUUUGGUGGAAGCCAUUGUUCACUAUUGGCCACAAGCCAGAUAUUCCCACGGAUACGUUGAUGUGGUACAUCGCCAUCAUUCGUGAGCACCUUGACCGCAAGAAGGCAUACGUUAGCCUCGCCGAGCGUGCUGCCCGAAAUGAAGGAAACGAGUUGCCAAAGCUCUUCGGUGACCUCGACAAGCUUAUUGAACGACCAGAGGGCUGGGGGAACAUGACCUUGGGACAGGUGGCUAGAUACGAGUGGACUGCCGUCGAGCAGGUCUUGCGUGAGAUCUUGACUCCUGCCUUGGAGGGGCGAAAGUGA
This is a messenger RNA of Hyaloscypha bicolor E, 1713 nucleotides long. RefSeq lists its product as uncharacterized. The record is from RefSeq and is a predicted model, not a curated record. Gene Ontology annotation, molecular function: nucleic acid binding. The coding region runs from base 334 to 1713 and encodes 459 amino acids. The transcript is spliced from 5 exons. Lineage: Eukaryota; Fungi; Ascomycota; Leotiomycetes; Helotiales; Hyaloscyphaceae.